Molecule: messenger RNA, 1128 nt
Organism: Stylophora pistillata
Lineage: Eukaryota; Metazoa; Cnidaria; Anthozoa; Scleractinia; Pocilloporidae
Source: RefSeq, a predicted model, not a curated record
CUUGGAAGUUAUCUUUCUUUGCUUAAUAUAAAUUGAAGUAUGGAAGAUAAAGGAAUACAAGUUGCAAUAGGAUCGAAACGUGGGCUGAAAAGUGCAAAAACCAGUGCUUGUAGUGAAACCACAACAUUAGAAACAGGGAAAGAGGAACGUGCUACGCAAUGUGGAAUGUCUCUUAAAGGGAGUUAUGGUCGCAACUGUGAACACAAGAAGUGGCGAUACGACAACCUGGUAGCGCAAAUGCAGGACAAAGAAAUGCUGGUGUACUGGUUAAUGGAUGAAGGGCUUAUGGCGAAGGGACGUUCGUGUCCGAUGUGUGCUGGAGAAAUGAGUUUGACGAGGUGCGAGGAUCGAUCGGAUGGUUUGAAGUGGGAAUGCAGAAAGCAAGUUAACGGUAAAAGACACAAGGCAGAAGUUUCGAUUAGGAAAGGAAGCUGGUUCGAGAAGAGCAAUAUGACUUUAGAAGAAAUUUUGAAGUUGACAUACUGGUGGUGCCAGGAUCUUGAUCAGGCGCAAAUAAAACAUGAAGUAGGACUUGCGGAAAGCACUGGGGUGGACUGGGACAGCUUCUGUCGCGAAGUUUGCGAAAUAAUUCUACUUGAAAACGGUGAAAAACUGGGCGGAAAAGGAAAAGUGGUACAGAUCGACGAGAGUAAAUUUGGCAAGAGGAAAUACCACCGAGGUCAUCACGUCGAAGGCCAGUGGGUCUUUGGAGGAAUCGAGGAGGGCACCAGGAAAUGUUUCGUCGUAGCAGUUGAAAAACGGGACGAACAAACACUACUGCCCAUUAUCCAAAAAUGGAUUGAACCUGGAACUAUCAUUGUUUCUGAUUGCUGGAAAACGUACUCUACACUUGACAAACAUGAUUAUGAACAUCGAACAGUUAAUCAUUCGGUAGAAUUUGUCAACAAAGAAGGUGACCAUACCAAUAAAAUUGAAGGUCAUUGGAGGCAUGCAAAGUGUAAACUACCAAUGUUUGGCGUUCGAAAGCAUCUUUUCUCCACAUAUUUGGCUGAAUUUAUGUGGAGGUACAUGCACCGCGAUAACGAUUUGUUUAGUGUAUAUUUAAAAGAUGUAAAGAAAGUUUAUGAUAUCACUACAGAAAAGCUUUUACUUUUAAAAGCGUGUUAA